AUGGCAGGUCCAGAAAUGAAUGCCCAAUUCCAUUUUUCUGGUAUUAAAAAAAAAUAUUUCAACACUUACACUCCCACAGGGAGAAUGAAUUGUGAACUGGCCACAUGCAGAGGCAUUGCUUUGAUAGUUUGAUACUUCUAGUUAAUGUCUAAAAACUCUCCAGCUGCGAAAGCCACAUAUGAACUCUAA
Lontra canadensis (Northern American river otter) is the source of this 189-nucleotide messenger RNA. Its product is annotated as ATP synthase membrane subunit DAPIT, mitochondrial-like. The transcript has a single exon. Lineage: Eukaryota; Metazoa; Chordata; Mammalia; Carnivora; Mustelidae. The record is from RefSeq and is a predicted model, not a curated record.